AGUACAGCCACAAUGGCAUCUUCACAAACGCUUACCACUCUCUUCAUCCUUUCUCUUUUAAGCUUCUCUUACGCCGCUUCAGCUCCUUUUAAACUGCCAAAACCGAAAGCCAUUCACCUUCCGAUUAGAAAAAAUCAAACAACUUCCCAGUACUACACCACAUUUGAGUCUGGACACCCUGAGUCACCUACCAUAAUUGAUGCAUUGAUUGAUCUUGGAGCACCAUCUGUUUGGUUUGAUUGUACAACCUAUGUCUCGGCUUCAUAUAAACGAGCAUCAUGUGGUUCAAACAGAUGUAAGAAGGCCAAGGGACUAUCAUGUGUAGGAUGCAACUCAACUCCUAGACCAGGGUGCUCCAACAACACCUGUGGUGUGUUCGCUUACAACCCUUUUCACGAUUACUUAACUAUUCAAGAGCUUGGUGAAGAUACCAUAAGGGUAUAUUCGACAGACGGUGCAUAUGUUUGGUUUAGUUACGACGUACCCAAAUUCCAAUUAUCUUGCGCAGAUUCCCUCACUAUAGAGCGCUUACCUGGUGAUCAUACUAAAGGGUUGGUUGGCCUUGCAAGAGCCGAAAUCUCACUUCCAUCACAAAUUUCAUCUUUUUUCAAGUUGGCUAAAAAAUUUGCACUUUGUUUACCUUCAUCAUCUGAGAAUGGAUUAGGGGAUGUAUACAUUGGCGGAGGUCCAUAUUACAUGCUUCCUAGUAUCAAAGAUCAAUCUCUGUCACUAGUAACCACCCCUCUUGUUGUCAAUAUGUUUGGCACUGGCCCCAUUAUUUCUGAAGGAGAGUCUUCCGUAGAGUAUUUCAUCAAUGUCAAAAACAUUGAAAUCAGCGGUAAACGUGUAUCUUUUAGUCCAUCUCUGCUAUCUAUUGAUACAAAUGGAGUUGGGGGAACAAAGGUCAGUACUACAGCGCCUUAUACCAUUUUGCAGUCGUCCAUUUAUAAACGAUUUGUUAAAGAUUUCAUCAAGGAAGCAUCACUGAACAACAUAAAAAGGGUAAACUCUGUCGCACCUUUUGGGGCGUGCUUUGAUUCAAAGACUGCUCCCAACACGAUAACUGGACCAGCAGUUCCAAAUAUCGACCUUAUUUUGGAAGGCAGGAAUGUAAGGAUGACACUAUAUGGUGCAAACUCAAUGGUGGAAGCUAAGAAGAAUGUAAUAUGCCUUGCAUUUAUUGAUGGAGGAGCUGAGCCAACAACAUCUAUUGUCUUAGGUGGGCAUCAGUUAGAGAAUUAUAUUCUUGAGUUUGAUCUAACUUCAUCAACACUCGGACUCUCUUCAUCUCUCCUGCUCCAGAACACGAGCUGUUCCCAUAGCAGGGUAUAUUAAUUCCCUGUGUAACUUAAGAUUUGUAUUUGCUUUGCUCAUCGUUUCUCUUUCCUUGUAAUGUUUUGAAGCAAAAGAUUGAUCCAUAUAGUCUUUCAUGUCAGAUCGAUAUUGUAUUGUAUGAUCUACUCUCUUCUGUAUUCCAAGAAUCAUGUUUUAGUGAAAGAUGUGGUCUGUUGCUUUUUUUAUUCUUCAGUAAGGCG
Lactuca sativa (garden lettuce) is the source of this 1535-nucleotide messenger RNA. RefSeq names its product putative aspartic proteinase GIP2. Gene Ontology annotation, molecular function: aspartic-type endopeptidase activity. Gene Ontology annotation, biological process: proteolysis. The record is from RefSeq and is a predicted model, not a curated record. Lineage: Eukaryota; Viridiplantae; Streptophyta; Magnoliopsida; Asterales; Asteraceae.